UGACGUAGCGCCGAGUCCUCCGGUCUCGGCGGCGGAAGAUGGCGGACAGCGGAACCAUCGCAGAGAAGAGAUGCGACUCCGGCUCGCUGUCCUCUGUGAGCAUGGACACCAUCUCGGCGCUGACGGAGCUGGAGGACCUGGAGAGGGUUUACCGGCAGCUGUGCUCAGAGGAGAAAGAAGUGGAUUCUGAGCUGGACAGACUGGUGGGACAGGAAGGGACCAUUCACACAAAGAUGCUGGCACUGCAGAGGAUGGGGCCCAACUUGCAGUUGAUUGCUGGCGAUGCCAGUCAGUUGUCGGGAAUGAUCACGUUUACCUGCAGCCUGGCUGAAAACGUCAGCCGCAAAGUCAGACAGCUCGACCUGGCGAAGACACGGCUGUAUAACGUCAUCCAGCGCGCCGACGACAUCCUCGAUCUGAAGUUCUGCACAGACGGCGUGCAGACUGCUCUACAUAACGAAGAUUACGAGCAGGCUGCCGCCCACAUCCACCGUUACCUCUCUCUGGACCAGUCGGUUAUCGAGCUCAGCCGCCAGGGGGAAGAGAGCAGUGCUGUGGAUGCCAGUCUGGUGAUGCUGCAGGAGGCAGAGAAGAAGCUGAAGGUGAUCGUUGCUGAGAAGCUGGACGAAGCUGUUGCUGCAGUUGACCUCUCACAAGUGGAAAGGUUUUUCAAGAUCUUCCCUCUGUUGGGACUCCACCAGCAGGGCCUCGCCCGUUUUGGCCAAUAUCUCUGCAGUCAGCUCGCCUCCAAAGCUGAGGAGAACCUGCUCUUGGCUGCAGGGGGAGAGCUGGGCGAGAAGAGAGCACCGCUGGUAUUUGCAGACACUCUGACACUGUUGCUUGAGGGUAUCGCUCGUGUAGUUGAGACUCAUCAGCCCAUAGUAGAGACGUAUUAUGGUCCAGGCCAUCUCUACACACUUAUCACUCACCUGCAGCAAGAAUGUGACCAACAGGCCCAGAAAAUAGUUGACAAGUUCAUCCAGCAGAGAGGAUACCACAACAAGUUUCAGGUGGUCCAGAGUAGCAUGAUGAAGAAUGCGCCAGGGGAGGGAAUCAAGCCCAAAGAAUUGGACCCCGUACUGACUGAAGUCACCCUGAUGAACGCAAGGGCCGAGCUCUACCUGCGCUUUUUACGCCGUCGCGUGCUGGCCGACUUUGAAGUCGGGGAUGCUCAGAGCGUCACACAGGAGCACCAGCAGAACGUGGAGAAGCUCCUAAAACACUGUUUGCUGAGCAGGACGAUGCAAGAGCUGAUUGGAUACUAUGUUCCAAUGGAAGAGUACUACAUGAGAGAGUCCGUCAACAAGGCUGUUACUAUGGAUACAUAUGAAAAGGGUCAGCUGAACUCCAGUAUGGUGGAUGACUGUUUCUACAUCGUGAAGAAGUGCAUCAGCAGAGCGUUAUCUAGCUCCAGCAUCGAUUGCCUCUGUGCCAUGAUCAACCACGCCAACUCUGUGCUGGAGUCUGACUUCAGGGAGGUGCUGAAUAAUAAGCUGCGGCAGGGGUUCCCGGCUACGACACUUCAGGACAUCCAGCGGGGCGUCAGCAGUGCGGUCAGUCUGAUGCAGAGCAGCUUGCAGCAGGGGAAGUUCAACACAAUGGGCAUCGAGAGCGCUGAAAACGCCAAGGCGGCAUUUCUGGUGACUCUGAAUAACGUUGAGGUGUGUAGUGAGAACAUCACAACUUUAAAGAGGAACCUUGAGAAUGACUGCUCCAAGUUGUUCAAUCAGGGCCCCGGCUCUGGGGAACAAGCUAAGAUUGAAAGCUGCUUGUCCGACCUCGUCAACACAUCCGCCAAGUUCAAGGAUCUCCUACAGGAGGGCCUGACUGAGUUAAACACAACAGCUAUAAAGUCUCAGAUCAAACCCUGGAUCAGCAGUUUCCUCUCCAUCACACACAACAUAGAAGAGGAGGAGUUUAAUGAUUACGAAGCCAAUGAUCCCUGGGUGCAGCAGCUCAUCAUCAACCUGGAGCAGCUCAUGACGGAGUUCAAGACGGCCUUGUCUCCUAUCAUCUACGACACUCUGACCAGCCUGAUGACCAGCCUGAUAUCUAUUGAAAUGGAGAAGACCGUUCUCAAAUGCUCAUUCAGCAGGCUCGGAGGGCUGCAGUUUGAUAAAGAGCUUCGGUCUCUUGUGGCGUAUCUCACCACCGUGACCACCUGGACCAUCAGGGACAAGUUCGCUCGCCUCACACAAAUGGCCACCAUCCUCAACCUGGAGAGGGUAACCGAGAUCUUGGAUUACUGGGGCCCAAACUCGGGCCCUCUGACGUGGCGGCUGACCCCGGCGGAGGUGCGUCAAGUUCUGGCACUUCGCAUUGACUUCAGAAGUGAAGAUAUCAAGAGGCUGCGACUGUAACUGAUGAACAAAUGAUUGACCUGCGAUACCGACCCUGUGAAGCUUUGCACUAAAGAGUUCUGCACAA
Gasterosteus aculeatus aculeatus (three-spined stickleback) is the source of this 2427-nucleotide messenger RNA. It is a transcript of the gene cog4, whose product is annotated as component of oligomeric golgi complex 4. Gene Ontology annotation, biological process: retrograde vesicle-mediated transport, Golgi to endoplasmic reticulum; Golgi organization. The record is from RefSeq and is a predicted model, not a curated record. Lineage: Eukaryota; Metazoa; Chordata; Actinopteri; Perciformes; Gasterosteidae. Gene Ontology annotation, cellular component: COG complex.